Molecule: messenger RNA, 642 nt
Organism: Closterium sp. Naga37s-1
Lineage: Eukaryota; Viridiplantae; Streptophyta; Zygnematophyceae; Desmidiales; Closteriaceae
Source: the annotation of a GenBank genome assembly
AUGGAGUCGGGGUCGCGUGCGAGUCCCCACCCUCACGCAUACCCCUACCACGCCCACGCCCUCCGGCUUGGCCCUCGCGCAUCCGCGCUCUCGCUGCGGCCAGCAGGGGACUUUCACGACUAUCUCUUCCUGCGCUCUGACGCAACCGUGCGUCCUCCAGCGCUUGCUGCCGGCGCGUUCGCUGUAAUAGCGACUGAAGUGGAGAAGUCGGCGGUAGACCAAGGUCACACCGCUGAGAGCGUGCAUGCUCUGCCUCCGGCCCCUGGUGCGGCCGCUACUGUUGCUCCCCCGGCUCCUCCUGCCGCUGUUGCGGCGUCGUCAAUUCCUGUCCCGCUGGCUCCUGCCCCCUCACCGAGCCUCCCCCUUCCUCACGGUGUCCCCGUGUCUGGCGCGUCGGCUCCCGUUGCGCUGCAGACGCUUGUGGCGCCGCCGCCUGUCCAAGCUGCCGUCGGGGCCCUUGCGCAGGGGAAGGCGGUGGGCGCUGGCCCCGACUCUGCACACUUGGUGGCCCCCGCGGCUGCGCCGGUACAGCCCGUCGCGCAGCGGUACACAGAGUCACAGAGUCACGGUGCCGCGGGGGGCAGUGCGGCCGCGCACCGGGGGCGAGGUUCUCCUCGGCGUCGCCCCUCCUCGUCCUACUAG